This is a messenger RNA of Triticum turgidum subsp. durum (durum wheat), 936 nucleotides long. The record is from the annotation of a GenBank genome assembly. NCBI's taxonomy places the organism in Eukaryota, Viridiplantae, Streptophyta, Magnoliopsida, Poales, Poaceae.
AUGGAGGGGACGGCCAUCAGCAUCGGCAAGUCCGUGUUGAGCGGGGCGCUCAACUACGCCCAGUCGGCUGUGGCCCAGGAGGUCGCUCUGCAGCUUGGUGUCCAGCGUGACCAUUCCUUCAUCAGGGGUGAGCUCGAGAUGAUGCAGUCAUUCCUGAUGGCUGCACACGGCGAGCGAGACGACAAUAAGGUGGUCAAGACUUGGGUGAAACAAGUCCGCGACGUGUCCUACUCUGUCGAGGACUGCCUCCUGGAUAUUGCUGUCCGUCUGGAGAAGCAGUCUUGGUGGUGUCUCUCUCGCAAGGUGCUAGCUCGUCGUUAUGUGGCAAACCAGAUGAAGGACCUCAGAGCUGAGGUGGAGGAGGUCAGCCAGAGGAACCAACGGUACCACCUCAUCAAGGGCUCUAGCUCCAAGCCUACCUAUGCUGUUGGGCAGCCUAUCAUGUCGAGCGCGACGAUGUCUGCCGCCUAUGAUGCAAGGCUGCGGCGGCAUAAAGCAAAAAUGGAUCUUGUUGAGUUGAUCAAUUACAAGGAUAAUGCACUUCAAGUGAUAGCGUUGUGGGGCACGAGUAGCACUGAUCUGGGGGAGAUAUCCAUCAUCAAAAGUGCUUAUGAAGAUCCCAUGAUACACAACAAUUUUGAUUGUUGUGCUUGGAUCACAUUGAUGUGUCCUUUCAGUCAGACAGACUUCAUUCGAAGCAUUGUUAGGCAAAUCUGUGUUAAUUCUCUUCAAAAGACAGGAGAGGAAGGGAAAACCACUAUUGGGGCCCAAGUUUUGAAGAUGAUGGCAAUGACAAAAGAAGAUGAUUUGGCUUGUGAGUUCAAGAGAUAUUUGAAUGACAAGAGUUACCUAAUUGUACUCAAUGACGUACACAAGAUUGAAGAGUGGGAUUGCAUUAAAACAUGUUUCCCAAACAACAACAACAAAGGAAGCUGA